This is a messenger RNA of Geosmithia morbida, 2517 nucleotides long. RefSeq lists its product as uncharacterized. The coding region runs from base 1 to 2517 and encodes 838 amino acids. The transcript has 4 exons. The record is from RefSeq and is a predicted model, not a curated record. NCBI's taxonomy places the organism in Eukaryota, Fungi, Ascomycota, Sordariomycetes, Hypocreales, Bionectriaceae.
AUGUUAGUUUGGUCCCACCUUUUCAUCACGGUCCAUUUGGCCUCCAUCAUCCCGUCGUCACCCUCGAUGGAUUACAAAGAGCUCUACGAACAGGCGGAGCGCAGGCGGCAAGAAGCUGAGCGCAGGCAGCAAGAAGCUGAGCGCAAGCAGCAAGAAGCUGAGCGCAGGCAGCAAGAAGCAGAACGUGACGCGAUCGCAGCCGCCGACGCUCUCCGCACCGAACGUGAAGAGAAUGCACGUACUCAGUUUGACCGAACGAUGGAAGCCUACUUGCUCGAUAUCGACUCUAUGCACGAAUACAUACAACGGUUAAUACCCACGCCAGCCAAGAAAUCCAGCACGCUCUCCGAGGGCCAGAAGAGCCAGUCUUCCACCUCUGGCCGUACUUCCAUCUUUGGGAAGUACUAUCCGCUCAAGAUCCGCCCGUGGGACGAUUUCCGUCACUUAUACCGUGACGCGUUCGAGCGCGCCCGCGUCGUCAUCGGCGACUCAUUGCGAUUCCCGUCUAUCCUGGAUAUGAGAGCGGCGAGAAGGAACAUAGAUGAGCAAUUGCCACCUGCCUUCCUCGAGUCCGAAAGCUUCCGUAAUGAGGCGAAGACCUCCUACAUCAUCCACGAGGCACUGCAGAGGCCAGCACAGCAUGUCAUGAACGCCUAUCUCAAUGCCGCCGGAUCCCAAGUACAGCUCUACUUUGACAAUCGCUCGACCGGUUGGCAUGUCCGGGUCAGCCAGACGGUCGAUGCGGAGACCAGCUCCGACAUGCAGGGCGACGAAAGCGAUGCGGGUGACGUAGCGCAGAAGCUACCGCGCAAGAUGCAACCUGACUGCUUAGUGCUAGCCUCCCGGACGAUAUCUCCAUCUGCCGAGGAAGGGCAGGGGAAGCAUGCCGGCGAGCUUAGAUCGGUCUACCGCGUCCUGAUGGGCGAGCACAAGCCAGUACACCGUAUCAGGGCCAAGACCCUUUCUCGCCUUGGCCAGAGACAGUUGCCUGAGGACAUCAUGGUUCAGCUUGCCAAGGCCAAAAACAAGACGCAGCACGGGGGCGCCUCGGACGUCGACGAGACGCAUGGCCUUAAGUUGCCUUCCGGACAGAUAUAUUUCGCCAACGCGUUGUCGCAAACGUUUCAUUACAUGCUAUCCCAAGAUGACCCCACGACCCUGCUCGUCCAUUCCGAAGUCUACCCUCAAUAUUGUCAGAUGACGGCAGAUCAGCCCGACCCACCUCAGGAAGACACUAGAGACAUACGUGAGCUGCCUGUGUCGCAGCUAUGCGGCCUAUGCCUGCUCGCAUACGAGUCUAUCCCCGAGCCAGCCCGGCAGCGGAGCAUCAACGUAUCUCAGCUAGCUCUCUUUCCGGAGCUGCCCUCCUCGCUCCCACCUGGGUCGAGCUCGAGUCGAGUCAGCAGCGUACGCGGACGGCGGCGACGACGGGACGAUGGUGAUGAUGACGAUGAUGAUGCUGGUGGAGGCCAUGGAAGCCACGGCUCCCCUCCCAACGGGGGCAGCUCUCCAGCUAGCCAACUUCAGCCCUCAGCGCAUCAGCCGCGGAAGUCAUCUCCGCUAAAGCGUCAGCGUUCGGCCUCCCACCAAUCGCCAAGACAUCACGCGAUGGGCAGCGGCGAAGUCCACGAUCGGAAGAAGAGGCGGGUCGUCGUGUCGCCCACCCUCCCCAGCCCCUUCGACCCGUCCACCUUCAGGCCGAUCAGGCCAUACUGCACCCAGGCAUGUCUGCGUGGCCUAAUCCGGGGUGAGGAUAUGGAUUACAGCUGUCCCAACGUUCUCCUUCACCGUCAUGCCUGCCGUCUAAAGGGCCCUAGAUGGGCGAGGCACGCUAUCACGGGUGACGAGCUACGCGAGCUGGUCAGGUACCAGCUUUUUGAGAACUCAGAGCUCGAUUGCCAAUGUCUUCUCGACGAUGGGGCCUGGGGUGCCGUCGGUUGCCUAUUCAAAAUCACGGUAACGGGUUUUGGGUACACCCUAGUAGCCAAGGGCGUCGAGACGCUCUACCACCGCCGGCUACGACACGAGGUAGAAGUCUAUGACAAGCUGGAUGCGCAGCAAGGGCUACUCAUUCCCGUGUGCCUCGGCAUGAUCAAACUUAUCCUACCCUACCCGAUGGUCAAUUGCACGUUAGUCACCCACAUGCUGCUUAUGUCGUACGCUGGUGAGCCUCUCUAUCACGAACCAUUACGCCAGGAGCUCGAGCGCAUAGGCAUAGACGCCGACGAGGAAGAAUGGCGCACAACGCAGGAGCUGCGGGCCCUAGGGCUGAUCGACGAUGACGAUCUCAGCGACGGCAAUGUCAUGUGGUGUGCCGAGACGAAGCGGGCCAUGAAGAUUGAUUUUGACCAAGCUUACGUCUUGACGGUGAACAGCGACCAGGUCCGGAAAACGUCGACACCAUCAAGGUCAACUGCAAACGGUGAGCUUCUGUCUGGCACGGAUCAGGACGAUCAUCUGCGAGGCUUCCGUGGCAGCCCAUCUUACUCGACAGUAGAUUGUCUUCUGCUUGCUUGA